AUGUCAACGCAGCACCCUGCACCAAAGUACAGACUUUAUCCAGCCUGGUGCUUCCAGGCAUCGCCCACCUAUAAUGACUGGGUCAGAAUGACAGCAGCCGAUGUGCAGCUGCUACGCAAGGAACCCGAAUUCACGAUCCCGCACACAUAUUACUACCUUAACCACCCUAUACGAUACAUAUAUCUCGUUGGCGUUGUCGUAGCGAUCGAUGACAUUAAUCUGAGGUACACCACACUCACGCUCGACGAUGGAAGCGGCGCCACCCUCGAGGUUAAGAUAAAGCGCCUUCUUCCGGAGAUAUACAAUCCUGUCGAUAACCCAUCAAAUACGGAGGUCGACAAUGUGAAUGUCCUUAGUGGCUUAGGACGGUUCGAUGUCACCGUGGAUGAUCAGAUUGUGGACAUUGGUAAGACCAUAAAGGUUAAAGGCAUGAUCUCUGAGUUCCGAGGCUUUAAGCAGUUGGAGCUGAAGAGAAUCUGGAUCGUAUCGGCCACAAAUGAGGAGGUCAAGUUCUGGGAGGCUCUAGCUACGUUCAAGAAAGAUGUCUUGGGCAGGCCGUGGCACCUCAGCAAAGCGCAGGGCGAGGAGAUUAAGAAAUCAACCAAGAAUGAACAGAAGAAAGCAAGAGAACACGAAAGGCAAAAGUUGGUGCACGAGGCCAAGAAGAAGGAACAACGGAAAGCGCGCGCGGAGUACCUGGCGCAGAGAGAAGCCAAGUACGAGAUACGGAGGCGAAAGGAAAAUAUUAUGAUGAACGCAGGAGCUUUGAUAUGA
Molecule: messenger RNA, 774 nt
Organism: Didymosphaeria variabile
Lineage: Eukaryota; Fungi; Ascomycota; Dothideomycetes; Pleosporales; Didymosphaeriaceae
Exons: 2
Coding region: 1-774 (257 amino acids)
Source: RefSeq, a predicted model, not a curated record